CCGCUGCCCUGCUCUCCACCUCCUCCAGACCUCCACCAUGGACGAGCCGCCGCUCCAUCCACCGCCCCUCCCCCAUGCCCUCACCACCGCCGAGUAACACCUCCUCGCCGCCGCCCUUGCCUUGACGGAUUCGAAUAAUUCGUGGAAGAGAAGUUCUUAUUCCCUUGCCUUCAGCCGUACUGCGGCGGCGGAAUCUCUCUCUGGACUUCUCCCCGAUGUCCGUGGCGGCCGAGCAGGAGGUGGCGCCGGCCGUCGUGGCCGUGGCCGAGGCGGAGGAGUGGGAGGUGUGCGCCUGCUGCGGGCUCAGGGAGGAGUGCACGCCGGCGUACGCGGCCGGCGUGCGCGCGCGGUACGGCGGGCGCUGGCUGUGCGGGCUCUGCGGCGACGCCGUGGGCGAGGAGGUCGCCGCCGGGGGCGGCUCGGUGCUGGAGCUCGAGGCAGCGAUCGCGGGGCACGCCGCCUUCUGCCACGCGCUCGGCGGGCGCCGGACGCCGGCCGCGGCCGAGCGGCUCAUCGCCGCGGUGCGGCGGCUGCUCCGCGGCGCCGACGCGGGCGGCAAGGAGGAAAAAGCCGUGGUGGUGGUGGAGUUCCAGGAAGCCUCUUGACCGCCUGCCUGAAUUUGAAUGGGACGGAUCGAAGAUUUGUUCUUGCAGGCGGCGCUAGCUAGCUACUCUGCUAGUCCUCUUUUCGUAAUUUGCAUUUUGAUUAGUUCUCAAUAUUUGUAUGCUUAAAUUCGGACAUGAACGCUGAAAUUUCUCCAACCCUUGUACACGCCCUAGGAGAUGUGGAACAUCAGAAAUUUUGGAGAAAGAGGGUUGUGAGAGAUUUGAAGUAUAUAUAAAAGCUACAAGAUGGGAGAAUCCCAUCUUUCAUGUC
Zea mays is the source of this 876-nucleotide messenger RNA. Its product is annotated as DUF1677 family protein. Bases 216 to 605 code for a protein of 129 amino acids. NCBI's taxonomy places the organism in Eukaryota, Viridiplantae, Streptophyta, Magnoliopsida, Poales, Poaceae. The record is from RefSeq and is marked predicted. The transcript has a single exon.